AAUAUAAUAUUUAUCUCCAAUGAAUGCUGAUGAUUUAAGAAAUAAACUGAAUGAAUUAAAUAAGAAGCAGGCUGAUAUUCUAACGAAAAGAAAGGCAAUAAUAAAUGAGAUCAGGAACUUCUCAUUUCAAAAAUAAGAUAACAAAAAGGUUAAAUUAAACAAUGGAAAGGAAUCUAAUGUAUUUCAAAUAAACCUUGUGGGUGCAAAGGAAGAACGUGCAGAAAAGUAAAAGUAGCUUGAUGAACAAGUACCCACUACCUUGAAAGAGAAGGAUAAACGUUUAGCAAAAUUCUUAUUAGGAAACCAUCUCUAGAAAGCGAAAUAAGACUUGAUGGGUGAGAAAUAAAAAUUGGAUAAAUAGAUUGAAAUAAAUAAGAGAUUGGAUGAUAAGGAUAAAUAGGAUUUAUAAACUCUGAAAGAGGAUUAAAAUAGAAAGAAGAGUUCAUUAGUCAAUGAAAGAAAGUAAUUAGAGCAAGAGCUGGCUGCAGAUGAAUAUAGAAGAUAAGUUCUAUUACUUGAGCUAUAAAUUAAAAUAAUGAGAGAUUUUUUUAUUACGAAAACAUACCCUCAUAUUUUAUGGCAGCCAGCUAAAACGAAUGAGGGUAUGAAUCCUCUAAAGGAAUAUAGUACUGAGAAGUUCAAUGUAAAAAUAUUGAUUUUAGGAGCAUAGGAAAUGGAAAAAGAUUUGAAGGACUAACUAUUGAGGGCUUAUACUAAUUUCACUGAAUCGCAAUAUUAAAAGUUGAAGGAAUAAUAAGUUUAAUAGGAGCACGAGAGUUCGUAAUCAGAAAGUGAGGAGUCUUAAGAGAAACAGAAGGAAGAAGGGUAAGAAUGA
This is a messenger RNA of Paramecium tetraurelia, 835 nucleotides long. RefSeq lists its product as uncharacterized. The transcript has 7 exons. Lineage: Eukaryota; Ciliophora; Oligohymenophorea; Peniculida; Parameciidae. The record is from RefSeq and is a predicted model, not a curated record.